ACCUGUUUAUAUAAAAUAUGACAGAAUUACGUUUCAUAUAAAACAGUGGACUAUUUAGGGAAUCCAUGGGACUGAAUUUAAAUUUAGGCUUAUAUAUAAAAUAAAGAUUAAAAAAACAUUUAUUUUAAAAUAAAAAAAAAAAGGUUUUAGGCUAUACAUUUACCCCUUUUUUAAUAGUUUAGUAUUUUUAAUGACAGAAUCAUUUUGUGCAGUAAAAAAGCAAGAUAUAUAUCUUUCGCAUAUAAAAUAUUAUAUUGUUUUAUUCAAGUCAUGCCUAGGAGAGUUUUCAUGAGUUUUCAGUGGGCGAAGGCUGGAUUAUUCAGGGAACCCAUGAGCAGUUAUGGGUUUAUGGUCUAAUUUGUUAGUCAAUUAUGUUCAAUUAGCUGAAAAAGUUGCUGAUGUCCUGGACAGACCAAUUGGAGAAGUUGCGCAAAAGCUUCUCAUCCAAUGAGAGGAGAGAAGGAGGAGUGCGAGAGUAUAGAAACCUCAGAAAAACUUCACUCCUGCCAACAAGUUGUGAAAUGUUGCCAGUUCAUUCACCAGUGUUGAUCGACCGAGGCUUGAGAUUCAAGAAACCAAUAAAUCGAUAGGUUCAUCUGGAAUAUACGCGUAUCUAGACCUCAAAAUCUCCACAAAAGCCAACGCGCGUUACGCGUAAAAUGCGUGCGUAACCGCUCGCUGAUUGUUUAUCUUUGUUUAAGUUUCUUCAGCGAGGAUUUUCUUUUUAAAUAAAAUGUCAAAAGAGCCGGAUAAAACUCCUUCUGGAACUGAAAGCUCAUUUACCGGCGAUGUGGACUCCGAUUCGCCGUCUUCUCCAUCAAUGUCCGACGAAAAUGGCUCGCAGUCCCAAACCGGCGCCGGUAACCAGGCGGACAGCGAGGAAGAUGCCCGUUUCCCCCCGUGCAUUCGAGACGCCGUGUCGCAGGUCCUCAAAGGCUAUGACUGGUCGCUGGUGCCGAUGCCCAUGCAGGGCAGCAGGUCUUUGAAAGACAAGCCUCAUGUGAAGAGACCCAUGAACGCGUUUAUGGUGUGGGCGCAGGCGGCGCGCAGGAAGCUGGCGGAUCAGUAUCCGCAUCUCCACAACGCCGAGCUCAGCAAGACGCUCGGCAAGUUAUGGAGGCUGCUUUCUGAGAGCGAGAAGCGACCGUUUGUGGAAGAGGCAGAGAGACUGCGGCUCCAGCACAAGAAAGACUAUCCGGAUUAUAAGUACCAGCCACGGAGGCGGAAGAGCCUGAAGCCGGGUCAGAGCGAACUGGACGUGGGAGCUGAGAAGAACCAUCAUCCCUCGGAUCAAAUGUACAAGGCGGAAGCGGGAAUGAGAGGGAUGCACCAUCAGCCGGUCCAUGGUGUUCAACCACACGGUCCUCCCACACCUCCAACCACCCCGAAGUCCGACCAGCAUCAAGGCGCGAAGCUGGAGUCCCGGCGUGUGUCGGAAAACGCAAGACACAACAUCGACUUCAGCAACGUGGACAUCUCUGAGCUCAGCAGCGACGUCAUCGGCAGCAUGGGCCCGUUCGACGUGCGUGAGUUUGACCAGUACCUGCCGUUAAACGGCCACAUGGAGAACAACAGCGGGCAGCACUCCAGUCCCGGCUGUUUCGGCGCGUCCUACCACCACCAUCAUCCUCACGGCAGCGCUUCGGCAUGGAACAAGGGGUCCGGGUCACCGUCCGCGUCCUCAAACCAACAAAGGCCGCUCAUUAAAACAGAACAAUUGAGUCCUUCUCAUUACGGAGAGUCUCACGGGUCACCGACCCAAUCUGAACUCACUGACUGUCCCGACAUGCAGAACUCGGCGUACUUCACCACAUUUUCCGGGUAUCCCGCCGGCAUUUAUCAAUAUCCGUAUUUCCAUUCCUCCAGAAGAUCGUACGUGACUCCUGUUCUCAACAGCUUGUCGAGUCCGUCUCAUAGUCCCAGUGCAAGCUGGGAACAGCCGGUUUACACGACUUUAACACGACCGUGAUAACAAUUGGGUCAGAGAUGAUGCUGAGAAUUAUGGGACGUUUGAAUGUGCAAACUAAGUCCGUUUUUGCUUGCCAUUUCAUAGACUUUUCUGCUAAUUGUGACCUUUAGAUUUUCCUAAAAGAUUUUGGAUUGACUUUUCAAUAUCGAAUGUUUUGUGUUUAUAUUACGGCCUGGAUAAAAGUGUGUUUUUUGGAGUGAGAUGCAGCAGACUGUCAAUAUUCAAUCUGAUAUUUAACGCAAUCAUGGAUUUGUCUUGAUGAUAUGCAAUUAAAAUGUAGAAUGAAUGAAUGUGCGAUACCGCCUGAUGUCUUCAUUGUUGAUGAAGGCCGGGUCUAACCGUCAGAAAAACUCGUGCUUUUGUCACAAUUCAAGCUAUAUUUGAAUAUGGGAGAAAUGCUAGAUCAUCUGCGCAAAAAAACGGAGCCUUCACAAAGCCAAGAAUCGGCGAGGGACAGCAGAAAAGAGAGCAGGCUGAUUCUGAAUGACAGCGUCUCAAAGGGCUCUUUGUUUUCAUUAUAAAAGAGGCAUUAAUUAAGGGAGGGAACAAAACAAAUACAAAGCAGAAAAUCAUUACCACUGCCGUUACAUGAAAGAAGAACACAAGAACAGACACUACCCUCCGCUAUUUGGAUAAACAGCAACAAAAGCGGCAGAAAAUGCAUAAAUUGAGUGCAGGAUAAGAGAAUAAGUUCUUCAUGUGUGGAAGAGAGCCAGUGAUUCCACACCAGAUGGGUGUGGGUGGAUUAGGACUUAUUUUCCUUUCACUACGUUUUAUUACAUUGAUGAUUUUGAAGUGGAGAAUGUAAUUAGUGUUGAUAUAUACCGCAUGCAUCAUUUUGCUCGCUGACAUUAUUGGGUCUUAAUCCUGGACAGAGUAAGCACUACAAGAUGAUGUGUCUCCUUUGAUUUUGAUAGUGUACGAAGUAGAGAUGUUAUUGUAUUCAGCUUUUUGGUUUCUGAAAAAGUUUCGCUGAUUUUUUAUUUUUCUGUUGGCAUUUAAAGGGCAUGAUGAUUGUGAUCUCCAGUGCAAGAGCCAAUAAACAAUCACCAAAAAGUCAUGCUGAGCUAUUUAAAAGACCCCCACACAAAGACGACAUAUGACUAUGAUUACAUCAGGUCAAAGGUCAAUGCAUCACACAUGAGGCUGAGUUUUUCAUUGAACUGAUAAUUGAAGUGCCAGCAGUGUUAAAAAUUGUUGUUCUGUAAUAAACCAUUAUGUAUAAUGUUUGGUUCCUCAAUGAUUCAGCGCUUUUGCUUUUGUAGCCAGACCUUCAGUCUGAUGGCAAAACCUUGGUCUGGGAACCUUGGCCACUUUGAAUGGCCAAGGACCGCCCAAGAGGCCAUAUGACGGACAGGUGAAACAACCAGUCACGUUUCGUUUUGUGCCACAUCAUGUUUAAGGUCGUGGAAAUACACGAUGUCACAGCUGUAAACACGACAGCGCGCUUCUUUCAUGAGGGGGUUUGGUGUAACGGUAAAUAACGCAACAUACACGUCUCCUGGAAAUCCUGUAUGAUUCAAUCUGAUGACGGAUUUGAAAAUCAUGAAGUAUUUCCAAUUUUGUGUGCCAUAUGCAUUAUACGUUCAGCCAAC
This is a messenger RNA of Labeo rohita (rohu), 3564 nucleotides long. It is a transcript of the gene sox8a, whose product is annotated as SRY-box transcription factor 8a. The record is from RefSeq and is a predicted model, not a curated record. NCBI's taxonomy places the organism in Eukaryota, Metazoa, Chordata, Actinopteri, Cypriniformes, Cyprinidae. Gene Ontology annotation, biological process: neural crest cell development; negative regulation of transcription by RNA polymerase II; morphogenesis of an epithelium. Gene Ontology annotation, molecular function: DNA-binding transcription factor activity, RNA polymerase II-specific; RNA polymerase II cis-regulatory region sequence-specific DNA binding. Gene Ontology annotation, cellular component: nucleus.